AAUUUAUACGACGUUUUUUUUUAUUAAAAGACUUAAAGGUGGACGUAGCUAAUUUUCGCUUACUUGACGACGGCUCACCGUUUGCGCUUUAAGUGCCAAAACGACAAAUGCAAACAGUUGUUAUCGCUACGUUUCACCAGCGUGAGUGUCCAAGCAGGGGACACUUUGCCGAGACCUUCUUAAAUGUACAUAUUGCGUCACAAAACCUCAGUGUUGGGGUGUCGGUGGAUGACGCAGGGUUUUCUCAGUUAAGUUUACACAGGAUAGGGUUGACAUAAGCAGCUCCCGCAGAAGAAGACGACGGUGGGGCAAAUAAUCCGAGUCACAAGACUUCUUCUCCUUCUUCAGUGAGCCGCACGACUGCUUUCUUCCCUCCCAGGCUCUGAAGGGAUGGAAAACCCCGGGUACUGCUCCGGGAGCUUUGACGGCCUUCAUCAUCCCAGCGAUGACGAUGAUGACGAGAUGGUGGACAUCGCAGGAGCCACGCUGGACUUCUCGACCACGGACGACGUCCCUCCGCUCAGCUCAGCAGUUUACGAGGAGAGUAACGGCACCAGCAGAACAGCCGGUAUGAACGGUAACGGCCCCAGCAGGCUUGUUGACCCCCUGGAGGAUCCGCUGCCUGGAGUGGGCACCUAUGAAGACUUCAACACCAUCGACUGGGUCAGAGAGAAGAGCAAAGACCGGGACAGGCACAGGGAGAUCACCAAUAAGAGCAGACAGUCCACUGUGGCCCUGCUGCACAGCAUCAGUGAUGCCUUCUCAGGGUGGCUGCUCAUGCUGCUGGUGGGACUCAUGUCAGGUGCUCUAGCCGGCGGCAUCGACAUCUCAGCCCACUGGAUGACGGACGUGAAGGGAGGGUUGUGUCUCCGAGGCUUCUGGUUCAACCACGAGCACUGCUGCUGGUUGUCUAACGAGACCACGUUCCAGGAGAGGGACCGGUGUCCACAGUGGCAGAGCUGGGCUGAGCUCAUAACAGGAAAGUCAGAGGGUCCCUUUGCCUACAUCAUGAACUACCUGAUGUACAUAUUUUGGGCUCUGAUGUUCUCCUUCUUGGCUGUCAUACUGGUCAGAGCCUUUGCUCCGUACGCAUGCGGAUCAGGAAUACCAGAGAUUAAAACCAUCCUCAGUGGUUUCAUCAUCCGGGGCUACCUGGGGAAGUGGACCCUGAUCAUCAAGACCAUCACCCUGGUCUUAGCCGUCUCCUCCGGGCUCAGUUUAGGGAAGGAAGGCCCUCUGGUCCACGUCGCCUGCUGCUGUGCUAAUAUACUCUGUCACCUGUUCACCAAGUACCGCAAGAAUGAGGCCAAGAGGCGAGAGGUGUUAUCAGCGGCAGCAGCAGUGGGCGUGUCAGUGGCUUUUGGAGCUCCUAUUGGAGGAGUCCUGUUCAGUCUGGAGGAGGUGAGCUACUACUUCCCCCUGAAGACUCUGUGGCGUUCGUUCUUCGCCGCUCUGGUGGCGGCCUUCACCCUGCGCUCCAUCAACCCGUUUGGGAACAGCCGCCUGGUGCUCUUCUAUGUGGAGUUUCACACGCCGUGGCACCUGGUGGAGCUGGCCCCUUUCAUCCUGCUGGGGAUCUUUGGAGGCCUUUGGGGGGCGCUGUUCAUCAAGGCUAACAUUGCCUGGUGCAGGCUUCGUAAAACCACUUGUCUGGGUCGCUACCCCGUCAUCGAGGUGCUGGUGGUCGCCGCGCUGACCGCCUUGCUCGCCUACCCCAACAGUUACACCAGGAUGAGCGGAUCCGAGCUCAUCUCGGAGCUCUUCAACGACUGCUCCCUGCUCGACUCGUCUCAGCUGUGCGGCUACAAACAGCCAGCCAACACGUCAGACACAGGUGUAGAUAACAGCCUCGCUGACCGGCCAGCGGGACCGGGCCUUUACACGGCGCUGUGGCAGCUGGCCCUGGCCUUGGUCUUCAAGAUGAUGAUCACUGUUAUUACAUUUGGCAUGAAGGUUCCCUCUGGUCUCUUCAUUCCCAGCAUGGCAGUUGGAGCCAUAGCUGGCAGGCUGCUCGGCGUUGGCAUGGAACAGCUGGCCUACUACAACCACGACUCGGUUAUCUUUAAAGGGUGGUGCUCUCAGGGGGCAGACUGCAUCACGCCGGGGCUUUACGCCAUGGUUGGAGCUGCCGCUUGUUUAGGUGGAGUGACUCGAAUGACAGUAUCUCUGGUAGUCAUCAUGUUUGAGCUGACUGGCGGUCUGGAGUACAUUGUUCCCCUCAUGGCUGCAACCAUGACCAGCAAAUGGGUGGCAGAUGCUUUCGGAAGAGAGGGAAUUUACGAGGCUCACAUCAGGCUGAAUGGAUACCCGUUCCUGGAGCCAAAAGAAGAGUUUGAACACAGCAGCCUGGCGGUGGACGUGAUGAGGCCGAGGAGGAUGGACCCCGCGCUGGCUGUGCUCACGCAGGAGGGCAUGACUGUGGGGGAGGUGGAGUCAUUGGUGGAGAGCACGCACUUUAGUGGCUUCCCUGUGGUUGUCUCUUCGGAGUCCCAAAGGCUUGUGGGAUUUGUACUCAGGAGAGAUCUGCUCAUAUCAAUAGACAAUGCCCGCAAACGUCAGGAUGGCAUCGUCAGUGCCUCCCAAGUGGUCUUCACUGAGCACACACCGUUGCUUCCUCCCGACGCACCGCCUCCCCUCCGGCUGAGGUGCAUCAUGGACCUGAGCCCCUUUACAGUUACUGAUCACACCCCUAUGGACAUCACUGUGGAUAUUUUCAGAAAACUGGGGCUACGCCAGUGUCUGGUAACACAUAAUGGGAGGCUGCUGGGAAUCAUCACCAAAAAGGACAUACUUAAACACAUGGCGCAGAUGGCCAACAGGGACCCGGACUCCAUCCUCUUCAACUGAUCUUCUCCGUCCUUCCUCUUCAUCCUCGCCCACCAAAUCGCCCCUCUGUAGAGUGGGGUGAAGGGGGGGGGGGGGUACACCAGCUUGUAGACUUACAUGAAAUGCACCUUUACCUCUUUGGCGAGAGAGAGCCAAGGAAGCUUGAGCUUCAUUUGCACAGCUGACCAGAGAACAAUGGAAUUUAUUUUCUGUGUAACUUGAAGGCAACUUUGGCUCUUCGAAUGACGACACACACCACUGAAAAAAUUUCAAGAAAACAACAAGCUGUCAGAGACAGUGACUCGUCCUUUUACUGACAGUGCUGGACCCGAUAUCAUGAGGGAAGUAGGACAGAAGUAAGUCGAUGGAAUAUUUCACAUCUGCACCUUCCAACAUUUUCUGUUCUCAUUUCCUUCCUCAUUUUCAAACCAGUGAGGAAACCUUCAGAGAACCCCAAAGCCACUUCUCUCUCCUCUGUUUGCCAUCUCGAUUCUCACACCUGGAAGGAAGGGGGGGGAGGCAGGAACAGCUAAUCCUCUGUUAUAGGUGCUGACAAGAGGAGACGGGGUGGAGGAGGAGAAAAUGAAGACAUUGGGGAAGAUGAAGAGCUGUUUUGGGAGCUCCGUGCCUGCCUCCAGGCCAUCACAGCGAGCCCAGACAGAGCACUUUGAGCUGGGCUGAUGGAUGUGCAGACACCUCCCUCCCUCUGUGAGGUUUCCUGUAGCCGUGAGGGUGAAGGAUCCAGGAGUGUGAGAACAGGAUUGACUACACACACACACACACACACACACACACACACACACACACACACACACACACACACACACACACACACACACACACAAGCAAGCGUACACUCCACAAAGACUUUCACGUCAGCCUGGGAACCCACUAGAAACAUCUUUUCUUUUUCUUUCAUUUUUCGUCCUAUGUUUGAGUUUUGUGAUACAGCUCCAGCCUGGGAACUAUGCAGCGCUGUCCUGCCAUGCAGACAGUUUUGUUAUGUUAACGACGUAUAUAGUCAUCGGAAACCAUGUCAUUCCUUAUAGAAGGUGAGGAGCAUUUCCAGGCUGUUGUGGAAGGGUUAAAAGAAAAUCAUGAUGUGAAUUAAUUUAUGUAAAUGUAAAAUUGUUCACUCUACUAAAUUAUUCCCCUGAU
Messenger RNA from Pundamilia nyererei, 3984 nucleotides. It is a transcript of the gene clcn5b, whose product is annotated as chloride channel, voltage-sensitive 5b. The record is from RefSeq and is a predicted model, not a curated record. NCBI's taxonomy places the organism in Eukaryota, Metazoa, Chordata, Actinopteri, Cichliformes, Cichlidae. Gene Ontology annotation, biological process: chloride transport; transmembrane transport. The transcript has 17 exons. Gene Ontology annotation, molecular function: voltage-gated chloride channel activity. The coding region runs from base 391 to 2847 and encodes 818 amino acids. Gene Ontology annotation, cellular component: Golgi apparatus; synaptic vesicle; plasma membrane.